Messenger RNA from Panicum hallii, 459 nucleotides. RefSeq names its product gibberellin-regulated protein 6-like. Lineage: Eukaryota; Viridiplantae; Streptophyta; Magnoliopsida; Poales; Poaceae. The transcript is spliced from 5 exons. Bases 1 to 459 code for a protein of 152 amino acids. The record is from RefSeq and is a predicted model, not a curated record.
AUGGAGGGCGAUCAGAGACGACAGAUCGAAUUUGGUCUGUGCUUAGCAGCAUCAAAGGCCUUCGUCGACUCAGCCUUCGGCCAAGGGCCGAAGCCUCUCGUCCUUCAUUCUUUGAGCCUUCGGCUUCGAGCCGAUGUCAGUCCGGAAGUGUCAAGCUUCGGCUUUGGUCCUUCGGUCUUGGACCUUCGGCAUAAUCCAAAGGUUGAGGUUUCUGCUGGAAGCACAAAUGGAGGGUUCUACAAACCUGCUGGUGCUGAAGGCUCUGUCCCAAUAGAACAAUGCCCAGACAAAUGUGACUACCGUUGCUCAGCUACAUCACACAGGAAGCCAUGCCUUUUCUUCUGCAACUAUUGCUGCCAGAAGUGCCUAUGUGUUCCAUCUGGCACGUACGGCAACAAGGAAGAGUGCCCAUGCUACGACAACAUGAAGAACAAGGAAGGCGGGCCCAAGUGCCCUUGA